CGGGACGUAAGAAGUUUGCCGGAUCGAGCGAGCGACAUUCGUCGUCGGAGAGGUGAAACUUCUCGCCGAAGCUGGAGGAGAGGGAGGGACGGUGUGGUUAGGGAGCGAGUGUGUGAGUCAAAGGGGGAGGGAGAGACCACGGGUGCGCUUUUGGCAGGGGGGUGUAGGAUUGCGUCGGAUGAUCCGGACAGAAGGGAACCCACUUGUUGUGGGCGAGGGGCGGAGUUUUAAUAUUAGGGAUCGCGGCUGGCCAUGUGUCCGGAGCAGCUCGGUCCUCAAUGUGCGCGAUGACGGUGUUCUAGCUGGCCUAAAACAUUCACCUCUGCUUUCUGUUGAUUCCGGAAAGUGGAUGAGGUAUGGGGCUCAUCAUUGUUUCGGUGAUCAUAAAGGAAACGAAAAGCAGUUGGAGAAUCUUCCGAAAUAGUCAGACGAGCUCGCUCGCGAGGCGCAGAGUUCGAGUCGUCUAGAGCCUCGGGCAAUUUUGACUUCUUUGACGACCGGAAUUUUCUGCCAAAUGUGUUAAUAUUCUAAUAGCUGGAUAUUGAAUUCGGAACCUGGAACCCGGUUGUCGGGCAUGUGAUUUCCUUUUUGUUCCCAUUGUAUUCUUCCACUUUCGCCUGCUGAUAUUUUAGUGCAGAUUUUCGGGGGACCAACCACCGAAGAAAGCCUGUGCCCGCGACCACGUCUGAAAUAUCGGACGCAAAGUCGCAAUCCAGCCAACCAACGGAAGUAGUCGCAGGCGCAGGAGAAUUCGAACGAGUGGUACCCCUCGUACUUUCCAGCGGAUGAGCAACGGCGUCCAGAGCAGAACAGCGAAUGAGGCAUGGAGUUCCGAAUUUUUAACAUAAUUUGCUGGGACGCCGGUGCAACUGGGACGACUGCGGACUCAGAAUUAGGGCUCGCGAGGGGCCCGCCUGUUGGUUUGGGAAAGAUGCCCCUGCAGCUCGAUAGGACGGAUGACAGAUCUGGAAACUGUUGUGGCAGUGUAAUACAGCCAGGUGCUUACUCCUGCUUGAAAUCGUGUUGCAUGGCUAUGCGUGCAAUUAUGCGUAAACCCCUCGUCGUGCAAGUGGCAAGCUUUUGGUAAUGUUUCCUAAUAUUUAGCUGUGACUGCCAUGAAACACAUUUAGACGGAACUGUUCUGUCUUAAAUCCUCAAUCCCUAGGACGCCACUUUAUGAGAGCUGUUCUUCCAAGUGGAUCCUGGAGCGAGAGCAUACCAUUGGGGAAUGUUCUGUAAACCCGGUACAGAAGCCUCGCUUUGUGUGCACAGGCCUUUCAACUGGAUCCCAGCGAUCAGCAAGUGGCUAAACUUUGUCGAUCGUCGUAGUUCAUUCGCAUAACCGAGUCAUUGCUUCCGUAGCAGAGCAUGUUUUAUUUAACGCCAGUCCUGGUCUUCCCCGGAGAAGACUCUUCUUAUUCCGCAUAAGCACGAGGUAUCAUCUUCCUCGUGUGCGUUUUAUUCUUUUCCCUUUGAGCAGUUCCUGUGAACUGGAUCUAAUGGCACCACUUGACAAAAGUGAGAUCUUGCACAGGAACUUGCUAUCUGCCAAGAGAAUCAUAUGUGCUUAAAAUAUCAUUUUCGAUACUUGAGCAACUACUUUUCUCCUGCUGUUUGAGCUUGGCUACCAGCUUCAUGACCGAGAGUCUGUGGUCAGUGAGUCAUUCGUACCAAAUCACAAGGCCUUGAUCCAGGUGAGCAUGCCAGGAGUAGGUUAAAGGUGAUUGUGCUUUUCGACACUAAAACGUGCUCGCUGAGUAGUUGGGUCCUGCUGGAGAUCUCAAGCAUUGUUCUAAUGCACUUCUGGCAUCAAGUUAAGAACCACAUUCGGCUGGAGCAAAUCCCAAACGUUUCUGCUGGCGAUCAUACAGCACAUGGGCGUUCUUCGUUUGAUAAUUUCUGGUGAUGGUUAUUGCGUCAUCGUUGAUCAUGGCCAAGCAGAGGUGCCCCGCUUCGUCGACCUUCACAAACAGGUUAUCUGGCGGAAUUUUCGUAAGCAGCAUCGAUGAAGUGGAAGGUUGCAUUGGGCAACUUUGGGUUUUGAACACCAGAAAGGUUGUAACAAAGUUCAAAUUCAAAGUCAGGGUCACAAGAUGGGUUGACUUGAGGAUAAUCCAUCACCUCUGCUACAGCUUGAACUACUGUUCUUAAAAAGUCCACAACCCAUGAAGAGUGUAUGUUGUACCAGAGUCGAUCAUUGUUCCGGGGUUCUGAAGUGCCUCACUUGGUAUGUCCCAACUUUUUUCCUUCGACAUUCAUCCCUGUGAGGUGCAGCAGGUAGGGAGGGAGUCAUGCUGAAGCUCUCCUUGUAGGUGGCAUAUACGAAGUGAGUGUAGCGCAUUCUGCUCGGACAAACACCAGAGGGCAUCAUGUCAGUCCAGCAAUUUUGGGCUUCUUAGACCUUUUGAGUGAGGGUUUAUCGUUAGAUUUGUGUUCGGGUGAUGACUCUGUAGACGAUGCAGAAUUUUAUGUCUUGCGUUUUUUUUCCUAAUGCUGUGAUUCUCCAAAUCCUAUGUGCAAGAAAAACCUAAUCUCAUCUACAGAACAUGGACCGUGUGAAUGAUGCAGUUGUCUAGUCACUCUGCCGUGAAUUUUGCAAACCCUUUCAGAAAGGGUCUGGUCUUCCUCUGUGUUCAAAGACUGAUCAGGCUGGACAUUAUUUUCUUCUUGGAUAGACA
Messenger RNA from Marchantia polymorpha subsp. ruderalis, 2678 nucleotides. The record is from the annotation of a GenBank genome assembly. Lineage: Eukaryota; Viridiplantae; Streptophyta; Marchantiopsida; Marchantiales; Marchantiaceae.